This is a messenger RNA of Stegodyphus dumicola, 1654 nucleotides long. It is a transcript of the gene Rpn6, whose product is annotated as regulatory particle non-ATPase 6. The record is from RefSeq and is a predicted model, not a curated record. NCBI's taxonomy places the organism in Eukaryota, Metazoa, Arthropoda, Arachnida, Araneae, Eresidae.
GUUCCAUAUUUGGAAAUAUUUUGACUGCUUUUAAUCCGAAUAAAAUGUCUGGAGCAAUGAAAGUGUUGAGUCGAUCUGAGAAGUUAUUGAAUGCAGACAAGCAGCAAGAUGGAUUAGAACAUUUGAAAAAAAUUGUUUCGUCUAAUGAUGAAGACAAGAAUGAUGAAGAAGUCCUUCGUGUUAAAGAGCAAAGUAUUUUGGAAUUGGGGCAGUUAUUCAGUCAAACUGGUAGAGCAGAACUUGGCAACUUAAUUAAAACAACUAGACCAUUUUUAAAUCGUAUUAGCAAAGCUAAAGCUUCAAAGCUUGUUCGAGCACUUGUGGAUUUGUUUUUGGACAUGGAAGCAGAGACAGGGAUGGAAGUUGAUUUGUGUAUGGAAUGUAUCGAAUGGGCAAAGCAAGAGAAAAGAACUUUUUUAAGACAGUCAUUGGAGGCUAGGCUGGUAGCAUUGUAUUAUGAUACACAAAAAUAUGCUGAGGCACUAAGUCUUGGUAGCUCAUUGCUAAAGGAAUUGAAAAAGAUGGACGAUAAAAAUCUUUUAGUCGAAGUUCAGCUUUUGGAAAGCAAAGUGUAUCAUGCAUUGAGUAACUUACCCAGAGCCAGGGCUGCUUUGACAUCUGCUCGAACAACUGCCAAUGCAAUAUACUGCCCUCCUAAAUUACAAGCUGCCUUAGAUUUACAAUCUGGUAUUCUUCAUGCUGCAGAUGAGCGGGAUUUCAAGACUGCUUUUUCUUACUUUUAUGAAGCUUUUGAAGGAUAUGAUUCCAUAGACAACCCAAAGGCCAUUGUUGCUUUAAAAUAUAUGUUACUGUCAAAGAUAAUGUUAAAUUUACCGGAGGAAGUCCAUUCUAUUAUAAUGGGCAAAUUAGUUCUAAAAUAUGCUGGUCCUGAAAUUGAUGCUAUGAAAGCUAUUGCACAAGCAAGUCACAAAAGAUCUAUGGCAGACUUUCAAGCAGCUCUUGUAAAAUAUCAAAAGGAAUUAGUUGAUGAUCCAAUUAUUAAAGCACAUUUAAACACUUUGUAUGAUACUAUGUUAGAGCAAAACUUGUGCAGAAUUAUUGAACCUUUUUCAAGAGUGCAGGUUGAACAUGUAGCAAAGAUUAUAAAUUUACCAUUGGACAAAGUAGAGAAAAAAUUAUCUCAAAUGAUAUUAGACAAAAAAUUUAAUGGAAUUCUAGACCAGGGAGAAGGUGUUUUAAUUAUAUUUGAAGAUGUACAAGUGAAUAAAACAUAUGAAGCUGCAUUAGAGACCAUCCAAAGUUUAGGAAAAGUUGUGGAUUCCUUGUACCAGAAAGCAACUAAGUUGUCUUAAUGAACAUUUUUAAAUUCUUUAAAUCCUUAUCAUUUAUCUGUAGUAGGGGUCUUCAACCUUUCACGCCCGAGGGCCACAUCAAUAACUUCACAAAGAUCCGCGGGCCACAUGUCUGUCAAAAAAAUAGUGUAGUCAAAAAAUUUAUUUAAUAAAAAGGGAGGUUUGUUUUGACAAGACUACAAUUGAUUCUAGGCGAAGAGAUAGUAUUACAAAUUUGUAAACACACAUACACAUAUACACACACACUGGUUCCAAAAAGUCAAAUGGAAAUCGAAUUAAAAUGUUUUGCAACUUUUUUUUACUGUGAAAAAAAGCAUAAAGAUGAUUGUACAGAACCAUGU